AACCCGAGAAACCCGAGUAGAGAGAGGGAAAGUAUGAAAGAAAGUUGUUUGCGGUUGUUUAACUCUGGAGAUUUUACUUUUACUGAUGUUUCUGUAAAGCAGAUUGAGCUGAAAUGGAAAGAAGAAGAGCUUUUUAAAAGAUAGGAAAGGAUUAUUAACAUUAACAACAUUAUCUCAGGAUUUUUCCUUCUUUUUAACUCCUUAAAUGUGAAUAAAUGCAGGAAUGAAUCAAAUCUCAGCGAACAGAAGAUCUGGUCCAGUUCUGAUCACACUGCUGAUCUCAAUGUGUGUGUCGGACGGCAGGAAUAUCACAGUCAGGAUGGGAUCGGGCGUGAUGCUACCGUGUAGCUGCCCACACGUUUCUUCACUGCUCAGCUGGCAGAAGGGCAUCACCAUAGUGUACAGUGAUCGCAGAAACUCAGCCGAAACCAGUGCAGAUCAGCAGUACAGCGGGAGAACCAGAGUCCUGGAGAGCAACUGCUCUCUGGUCCUGAGCCGAGUUCAGCCGUCUGACGAGGGAGAGUACUCCUGCUACUACCAGACCUCCAGUUUCUCCGUAGAGACUGUAACUCUACACGUCACAGCCGAUGCUUCUUGUGAGUACAAAUCUGGCCUUUACCAUUGUAAGGCCACCUGGGGUUCUCCUGAGGGGUGGAUUGUAUGGAGAUUGAACGGUCAGUCCAAGUUCCUGCAUUCAGUGUUUUUCCAGAGGAAGCUGGAUGAAGAUUCUGGUCUCUAUAUCAUAAACGGCUCCGCCAACAUAACCAGUAAUGGCGCAGUGACGUGUGAGGUGGAGACUUCUGGAAAAACAGUGGAAAUUGAGUGUAACCGUAAGUGUGCUUAG
Astyanax mexicanus (Mexican tetra) is the source of this 844-nucleotide messenger RNA. RefSeq lists its product as uncharacterized. Lineage: Eukaryota; Metazoa; Chordata; Actinopteri; Characiformes; Acestrorhamphidae. The record is from RefSeq and is a predicted model, not a curated record. Gene Ontology annotation, cellular component: external side of plasma membrane. Bases 224 to 844 code for a protein of 206 amino acids. The transcript has 3 exons. Gene Ontology annotation, biological process: cellular response to lipopolysaccharide; immune response; T cell costimulation.